AUGUUCUCUGCAUAUUAUGCCUUUGUGCGUCUUUCCGCUUCUUUACCACUUUUCUUUUUUCACAGCCUCCAAGGUACUUUGGCGUUGCGUACAAAGUAUAAUUCUUCGUUCUAUGGCAGUUUCAAACUGUGCGCUGUGGCAAUGCCGUCUUCUCUCGUUUCGGUGUCGUGUUUGUCAUCAUUUCGCCUUCGAGGUUUCCUGGUCUAUGGCCAUUUAUACUUUGAGUUUCCAGCACCCACCAACUCAACGCGGUGCCGGUCAUGGAAAAGCUCUCCCCUCGUUUACCUCAUCCCACUAGGACUCGAAGUCACGCAUGCCCGCGCCCUGUUGGCAAAAAACGGGAAUUCCCGUGAUUUUGCGAUGCUAAAGGCGGGGAUAAGAGCCCAGGAGCCCGAAUUCGUCCGAGAAAAAAACGUACGAUUCGUAAAUAGUUAUUUUUACGUGCCAGGUGCGAUAGUAAUUGUUAUUUAUGUAAGCACUGCAAGCCUAGAAGGUGCGCUACGAAAGUGCUGGCGGCGUGCCAGCGGCGAAUAUGUUUCGACCGCGCGGCGCUUGAGACAACUCGUAUCGCUGGCGUACAAGUGCAGGGACGUCGCAGGUAAGCGCGAAAGUUCGCUUCUUACGAGUGGGGCCAUGACACUGGUUUUUAAGUCCGGGAAGACCAGACCUCUCACCCUGCCCAAGGCGUGCGGCGCGGCCGCGUCGUGGCGCACUCGGCGCUAG
This is a messenger RNA of Lachancea thermotolerans CBS 6340, 723 nucleotides long. Its product is annotated as KLTH0D05610p. The record is from RefSeq and is a predicted model, not a curated record. The transcript has a single exon. Lineage: Eukaryota; Fungi; Ascomycota; Saccharomycetes; Saccharomycetales; Saccharomycetaceae. The coding region runs from base 1 to 723 and encodes 240 amino acids.